AUGGGCUGCGCAAGUGGAAAAUAAACUACUAAUGUUGAUUAAGUGCAUUUAGCAAUUACUCAGAAGGAAAAUGCUGGAUUUACAUUAAAUGGCUCUGAUCAUAAUUGUAAAUUCUAACAUCCCUUAUUUUCAAUUAUAGAAAAGGAAUAAAAGAAUAUAGAAGAUAUUGUUAGUCCAGCACCUCAAGCAGGAGUCAAAAUAAAUAUUACAAAUAAAGAAGCCAAUGACUAUCACAAGUUUCCUCAGCCUGGAAAGUUCAGAAUCCAAGCAACCAAGCCUAUGAACAAUCAAAGGGACCUUUCCUUAGCCUAUUCCCCAGGUGUUGCUUUCCCAUGCUUGGACAUCCAUAAGGAUCCAGCAAAAGCCUAUGACUAUACUAUUAAAGGGAAUAUGGUAGCAGUAAUAUCGAAUGGUACUGCUGUGCUAGGAUUGGGUAAUCUAGGAGCUCUUGCUGGGAAGCCAGUAAUGGAAGGCAAGGCAGUGCUUUUCAAUAAGUUCGCAGGUAUUUAAUCUAUUGAUCUUUGCAUUGACGCCUACACUAUUGAUGAAUUCGUGAAUUGCGUAAAAUUCUUAGGCUCUUCUUUUGGUGGAAUCAAUCUAGAGGAUAUCAAAGGGCCUGAUUGCUUUGAGAUAGAGUCAAGACUCAAAUCUAUGAUGAAAAUACCAGUGUUUCAUGAUGAUUAACAUGGCACGGCAAUCAUAUGUCUAGCUGGACUCAUAAAUGCAGUGGAGUCAUCUAAAAAGAAUAUCAAGGAAAUCAAGAUAGUUUGCAAUGGAGCUGGUGCUGCUGGAAUUGCUUGUGUCAAUCUAAUAUAAGCCUACGGGGCUAAGAAAGAGAACUGCUUGAUGGUUGAUACUAAAGGGGUUAUAUAUAAGGGAAGAACAGAUGGUAUGAAUGAUUGGAAAGAGAAUUUAGCAGUAGAAACUGAGAAGAGGACUCUUGCUGAUGCAGUCAAUGGAGCAGAUGUCUUUAUUGGGGUCUCAGCUAAGGGUGCACUAACUAAGGAUAUGGUUAAGACUAUGGCUCGUGAUCCUAUUAUCUUUGCUAUGGCCAACCCAGAUCCAGAAAUCACUCCAGAGGAUGCGAGAGAAGCCAGAUCAGAUGCAAUUAUAGCUACAGGUAGAUCUGAUUAUCCCAAUCAGAUCAACAAUGUCCUUUGCUUCCCCUUUAUUUUCAGAGGAACUCUUGAUACUAGGGCAACCUAAAUUAAUGAGCAUAUGAAAAUGGCAGCUGCUGAUGCUAUUGCUAAGUUAGCAAGAGAGCCAGUUCCUAAAGAAGUCCUCUAAGCAUACGGUCGAGAUAGUAUGUAAUUUGGAAAAGAUUAUAUAAUUCCAACUCCUUUUGAUCCUAGAUUAAUAUACGUGGUUUCUAAAGCAGUAGCUAAGGCAGCAAUGGAGAGCGGAGUAGCUACCAGGCGCAUUGAGGAUUGGGAUGAGUAUGAUAAAGAAUUGUCACACAGGAUAGGAAAAAUUUGA
Molecule: messenger RNA, 1476 nt
Organism: Stylonychia lemnae
Lineage: Eukaryota; Ciliophora; Spirotrichea; Sporadotrichida; Oxytrichidae
Source: the annotation of a GenBank genome assembly